GCCCGAUUUGGAGAUGCGAUCGAGAAAUUCAGCGCAAAAAUUAUAGCCGAUUACAUCUUGCCUUCAAACGACGACGCGCUGUUCCUCCGCUGUUCCUCCUUGAUUCCCAUCCAAUAUGUCCGAAGCUCAGCAAGUAAAUGUCGCGGAUUUGGAUCUUAACCAGCUGAGUGAUGUACGGAAGCAGCUUGAAGAGGAACUCGGCCACCUUACCAGCUCUUUCGCCCAGCUGAAGCAAGCGCAAGUGAAAUUCAAGACUUGCAUUGAAAACAUCGGCGACCUAAAGCCUCAGAAUAAAGAUAAAACUAUACUAGUGCCUUUGACGAACUCUCUCUACGUUCCUGGUAAAAUUUGUGAUACCGAGAGUGUCAUAGUUGAUGUCGGGACCGGAUAUUAUGUGCAGAAGUCGCGGGUUGAGGCUGUGAAGCACUAUUCCGACAAGGUGGAAUACUUGAAUACUAACCUCGUUGUCCUCGAGGAUACCAUUGGCAAAAAGCGGGAGAAUAUGACAUACCUUUUGAACGUCAUGCAGUCCAAACUACAAGCAGAGGCGAAAAACGCUGCAAAAUCAUGACCGACGUGUCGACUUGUCAUUGCAUGUAUGUACGUUGCUAUUUGUACUAUUAUAUUGCCUCAAUGCAUACCACACCAUCUGCUAAAUCACCA
Molecule: messenger RNA, 663 nt
Organism: Desarmillaria tabescens
Lineage: Eukaryota; Fungi; Basidiomycota; Agaricomycetes; Agaricales; Physalacriaceae
Product: Prefoldin subunit-domain-containing protein
Exons: 5
Coding region: 116-571 (151 amino acids)
Biological process (GO): protein folding; RNA polymerase I assembly; RNA polymerase III assembly
Cellular component (GO): cytoplasm; prefoldin complex
Source: RefSeq, a predicted model, not a curated record